Molecule: messenger RNA, 723 nt
Organism: Aspergillus wentii DTO 134E9
Lineage: Eukaryota; Fungi; Ascomycota; Eurotiomycetes; Eurotiales; Aspergillaceae
Exons: 3
Coding region: 48-308 (86 amino acids)
Source: RefSeq, a predicted model, not a curated record
GAAAUUCCUAGUUAUAUCUCCACGUCAGUUCAUCUAGACAUAUCGAUAUGAAAUUCGCACUCCCCCUCCUCUUUGGCGUGGCAAGUGCCCAAUCUUUCUUUCUCGACGAAGAAGCAUGCCAAGAAGAUAAAUACUUUCUGAGGUCGCAUAUUGGAGAUCGAUUUGAUCGUGACUUAAUGGCAGAACUCGACUCGAGUUACAUUCGGAUUUUAUACCCCGGUGACCAUAUUUCCCCUAUUCAGCGUGCUGAUAGAUUGAAUAUUUUCUUGGAUGGGGAUAACAAGAUUUGGUUGGUUGAUUGUUUCUAGUUUAUCCUCUGUUGGGUUGAAUAAUGGAUAUAUCGGGCAUUCUCAUUUGUAAUGGAAGUAAAUCAUACCUAUCUAUAAUAUAGAUCUCUUGAACAGCAAUACGGUUAGCCCCUGGCAGCAUGGUAUGUACCUACUUGACAUUCUCACUGAUUCUUCUGCCGUGGUUGAAUAAUAAUAUUGGGUAUUUUACUGCUAUUGGUAUAAUAAAUAAUCAACUCAUCGAAUCCUGCUGCACCUUUAAGAGAACCUCCAGCGCCGUCCCCAUCUCUGGCCCUGUAUAUGUCACGCCGAUUAUGUCUGACUUUUCAAUUCCCAUUCCCUCGCAUGGCUGGUCACACGCACGUAAUGUAAACAUGUUCUUCUGCUCUGGAUAGUUCUUGAUGGCAGUGAAGAGAACGACUUCUCCCGCCCCGUA